CGAGCCGGGCGGGGCGGGUCUCCCUCCGUCGCUCUCAGAGGGUCUGCCGCCGCCGCCACGAAGAGUGCGUCCCUCGCUCCCUCAGUCAGCCUCGUCCGCCUUUCGUGUGACGUGAAAUCUGCCGGAGGGGAUCGAGUGUGACGAAGUGCUUGGUGUCCCGCACGGUUUAUUAUUAUAGAUAUAUGUAUUUUUUUUUUAAACACGGAACGAGGUAUUUUGAGUGCGGUGAACAAACGGCGAGGGUUGAGACUUGAGCAAGGAACGCCCAUUUUUCCCCAAAAAGUUUCCAUCACGCCGGCCAGGUUCUUUCCCCACCCCCUUGCGCUUACACAUACGAAGGGGGUCUUCUCCCCUCCCCCCCCCAAUCCCCGCGCCCUUCUCCAGAAGCCGCCCCUCGCAGCCUGACAAGACAUCAUGGUCGACAUGAGUUACGUCGAUGUCUUCCUGAGCCCCUCCACCCGGCAGUACAUCAGCAACAAUACCAUGAUUGGUAGGCUGUUGCAGGAGUUGUCGACUACGUUCUGGCGUCCAGACUUCUGGCUACUGGAUGGGAUGACGUGGGAAGACAUGCAGCCGACGGAGAAACUUCGCUACCCGGAGUUCAGUGACGUGUGGAUGUAUCCUCUCCUGUUCAGUGCAGUUUUCAUGUGCCUUCGCUUCUUUUUCGUCGAGCCGUUAGUCCUGAGUCCGCUGGCCAAGUGGGUAGGGAUAAGCCGCGUCCGGCCCAAUCCUCCGGUUCCUAGCAAGGUCCUAGAGGGUGUCUACCAAGCGCAUGGCACGUCUCCGCCUGAAUCGGUGUUGCAGGAAGCGUCUCAGGAAACCGAUCUGACGAAGAGGCAGGUGGAGCGCUGGCUGAGGCGGAGGAAAGCUCUCACGAAGCCCACGAAAUAUGACAAGUUUGUGGACUGCGGCUUCAAUUUCAUUUGCCACUCGGUCUUCUGCGUUUAUGGGUGUCUCAUCAUGUACAGCAAAUCUUGGCUGUGGGAUAUCAAGUUGUGUUGGACAAACUACCCCAACCAUGCCAUUGACGCCGAUGUGUGGUGGUACUAUAUAGUUCUCUUGUCAUACUUUUGGGCAGAGUCCUUUGUGCUAAUUCCCGCAACGGGACGCAAGACCUCGGACAAAGUGCAGACACUCUGUCAUCAUUUCUUCACUGUGCUCCUGAUGGUGUUUUCUUGGACGUGCAACUUCGUGCGCGUCGGUACACUGGUACUGUUAGUCCACGAAUGCGCAGACAUCCCUCUCCUCGCAGCCAAAAUGCACGUGUACGCUGGCACCAAAGAGCGCAUAGAGAUCCUCUUCGGCAUAUUCCUCGUCCUAUGGCUGGUAACUCGCUGUUACCUCUUCCCCUUCUGGAUAAUGCACAGUAUUUUCACGCAUCCUUCUCCUUAUUUAGGCAUGCCAGCUGCUUACUUCCUGAAGGCGCUGAUAUGCGGUCUCUUCGUACUAAAUGCUAUCUGGACAUACCUGAUCGGUGCCAUACUCGUCCGGAAGCUGUGUGGCGGUGUGCUCGAGGACAUGCGCUCAGAUGCCGAAGAGUCGUCAGAUGAGGACGUUUCUAACUCCAGGAAGACAGACUAAAAAAAUGUUCCUGUAUGUAUAUAUAAUUAUCAUGUAUAUAUAUUGUAUUGAUCUUUAAUAUAAGAAUGAGAAUUGUGAUGUCACAUAAUGCUAAGAUAUUGUGUCCAAAUUGUAUUUGUCAAUGUUUAAUGCUCCACCAUUUUUAUGCCAAUUACCCUUACGUUGUGUUUUAUUCUAUACAAAUGGAUAUCAAAGUAAUGAAAACAGUUUUCAUAAUCAUAUUAUAUAUGACUAAUAGUUCAGCGUUGGGAAACGAUUACAAAUAACACCCCAACUGAAUAACAAAAAAUGGAAACUUAAGCAAAUUAAUUUUCAUUUAUAUAUCAUAUACUCAGACAGAGUAUCCCAAGCAGCUUCACGAGAUUAGGCAACUGGUUUCUGGUCCUUUUCCAUCAGCCUCUGGAUACCCUUACAAAGUUUCCUCUUCUGAGGCGCAAGCAAG
Messenger RNA from Penaeus vannamei (Pacific white shrimp), 2023 nucleotides. RefSeq names its product ceramide synthase 2. NCBI's taxonomy places the organism in Eukaryota, Metazoa, Arthropoda, Malacostraca, Decapoda, Penaeidae. Gene Ontology annotation, molecular function: sphingosine N-acyltransferase activity. The record is from RefSeq and is a predicted model, not a curated record. Gene Ontology annotation, cellular component: membrane. Gene Ontology annotation, biological process: ceramide biosynthetic process.